CGCGCCACCACGCAGCUUUGCGAGCAUUGUCCGACAUUUUGAGCUCUCUGUGCUCGGGCUGUUGCGCAAAAUGUGGUGCACCCGUUGGUAUCUCCCACUCGUACUGCUCCCAUUUCCCAUUGCACCGCCCUACUUCCUGUUGCUCUUCCUUCUCUCGACGACGAUGCAUGCCCGACCAUGUUUUUACUGCAUCGUUCUGCUCUCGGCGAUGUUCGUGUCGUCAUGCUACUGGCCCCCGGUGCCCCUCGAGACCGCCCUGACGAUGCCCUGGUCGGAAAACAUCACGACAUAUGGUGAUGCGCUGUUGUCGUUGCUGCCUGAUCUGCCGGAAGACAUGAUGCCGACAGACGUGCCGAUGCUGGACCGUUGCUGGUGCGAUCUCUCGAGCACCAAGCUCUUCGAGCCGUUCAACGUCACGCAGUGGGAGCUGAACAGUGUCGAGAAGUUGAAGGACGAGCUCGAGCACGAACUUAACGCGCGGAGACAGAUGGAGCUCGCCGCGCAAGCUGCAGAGGCAAAGCGAGAGGAGCCUCCAGAAGAAAACGAGCACGAGUCGACACCCGACGCGGAGGCCGCAGAACUCGUUCGCCACGCUCAAGAGGCCACCGAGAAGCGUCAGGGAUCGAUGCUGUCGCACGUCUGGAAUGCCGUCACCGGCUGGUCCAUCUCUCGCAAAGCGAACACGAGUACGGACACGACACCUCCCACGUCGCCACAUUUGUCAAUCGAACCUGUGCCUACGAUCGAACUCCCAUCACAUCAACCGACUCUCCACUCCGGAUCGAGACCACCCGUUGAUCCCGGCUCGAAGAACUCGACAUCAGUUCCGACGAGCGGAGAAGAACGUUCGCGCCCAGAAACACCAAAACUACCGUUGCUUCGGCGGGAGUACGACCUGCGGCCGUAUGGCUUCGCACUCAUAAUUGACUUCGGAUGGUCAACAUCGCAUUCAUGAUACCUCGAUCCCGGUCUUUCCAGUUGCUGUUGGGAUACACAUUCAUAUUGCUGUCGAUGCUGUCCUUUGUAUUUCUAGCAGUACCCUAUAUCGCUUUGUGCGUAACUCAUAUCCAUCAGGUUAUUAGUAGAAUCAGAAGUCAACGAUCCGCG
Molecule: messenger RNA, 1107 nt
Organism: Laetiporus sulphureus 93-53
Lineage: Eukaryota; Fungi; Basidiomycota; Agaricomycetes; Polyporales; Laetiporaceae
Exons: 3
Coding region: 71-955 (294 amino acids)
Source: RefSeq, a predicted model, not a curated record